CUUUCUUUCUUUCUUUCUUUCUUUCUUUCUUUCUUUCUUUCUUUCUUUCUUGGUUACUUUCAUUUUUGUUUCUCUUCUUUUGCUUUUCUUUUUCUUUUUAUUCUCUUAUCAGAUGACUACAGCAAACGACGAUGAUGAAACACAUUUAACUGAACUUUUAAUACCUUUACAUGUGAAAUACAUUCAAUCUCUUGAUAAUAGAAAGGAAGAUUUGGAAUAUUGGCUUACUGAACAUUUGCGCGUAAGUGGACUUUAUUGGGGUUUGACAUCAUUGGAUAUGAUGAACCAUAUUGAUGCUUUACCAAGGGACCAAGUCAUUAAUUACAUUCAACGAGUGCAAAAUCAAGAUGGUGGUUUUGGUGGACAUGAAAACCAUGACUCUCAUAUAUUAUCAACUCUUUCGGCAAUACAGAUUUUGGUGACUUUGGAUGCUGUUGAAUCCAUUAAUGUUGAUCAAGUAGUGGAUUAUAUUGUUAGUUUGCAGAAUGAGGAUGGCUCUUUUUCUGGGGACAAAUGGGGUGAAUUGGAUUCACGAUUCUCAUAUAUUGCUAUUGCAACACUUUCUCUGUUGAAACGAUUGGAUGCUAUUGAUGUGGACAAGGCGGUAGAAUGGAUUCUUUUAUGUAAAAACUAUGAUGGUGGAUUCGGUAGUAGACCUGGUAGUGAAUCACAUUCAGGUCAGAUCUUUUGCUGUCUUGCUGCUUUGUCUAUUGUGAAAGGCUUACAUCAUGUGGAUGUUGAUUUACUAAGUUGGUGGUUAUGUGAACGACAAUUGAAAAAUGGUGGAUUAAAUGGACGACCUGAAAAAUUAGAAGACGUAUGUUAUUCUUGGUGGGUUCUCUCAUCACUUUCUAUUCUAGGUCGUACACAUUGGAUUGACAAGGAAAAAUUGAUUGCUUUUAUUCUUUCAGCACAGGACCCUGAACAAGGUGGUAUCUCUGAUCGACCUGGUGAUAUGGUGGAUGUAUUUCAUACGGUAUUUGGACUUGCUGGUCUCUCAUUAUUAGGAUAUCCUGGACUCAAACCAAUUAAUCCUGUUUAUUGUAUGACCAAAGAUAUUAUAUCUAAAUUAGAACUUGAAUAAAAAAUCUAUUCGUAUUAUGUAUUUUGAAUAUUAUUUUUUUUCGAUCAUGCUUUUUAUUUAUUAAAAAAAAGGGGGGAAUUUUGUAUAAAGAAGAAUGCAUAAAGAAAGAUAGAGGAUGUAGAAACUUGUCUAAUGUACAAAAAAAA
This is a messenger RNA of Halteromyces radiatus, 1230 nucleotides long. RefSeq names its product terpenoid cyclases/protein prenyltransferase alpha-alpha toroid. Gene Ontology annotation, cellular component: Rab-protein geranylgeranyltransferase complex. The transcript is spliced from 5 exons. The record is from RefSeq and is a predicted model, not a curated record. Lineage: Eukaryota; Fungi; Mucoromycota; Mucoromycetes; Mucorales; Cunninghamellaceae. Gene Ontology annotation, molecular function: Rab geranylgeranyltransferase activity. Gene Ontology annotation, biological process: protein geranylgeranylation. Bases 113 to 1084 code for a protein of 323 amino acids.